Molecule: messenger RNA, 1479 nt
Organism: Paramecium tetraurelia
Lineage: Eukaryota; Ciliophora; Oligohymenophorea; Peniculida; Parameciidae
Exons: 2
Source: RefSeq, a predicted model, not a curated record
AUGGACAAAGCAAAGUUUGAAAAGGAGAAAAUAUAAUUUUUAUCCCCAGAAUAAAUUCAUUUAUUUGAAAGUGAUCAUUUACCAAAUCAGAGCAUAUAGCAAAACCAAUAGAAUUAAUUUUCCAUUUUUUAAUAAUAACCAUCAUAACCUUCUUUUCUACUUCCAUCCUCUCCAAAUCAAGUGAUACAUAAUUAACCACAUCAAAUAGCACAGCAACCAGUACGAUUAAUUCUUAAUUAACCAGAACCAACUUUUUAUGGUCACCCACAAAAAUUAUCAAAUGAGACAGAAUUAGUUGGACCACUCUAUCCUAUGAUUGUGUAUGCCUCUGCCUUACCAUAACCAUAUGUACCAGAAUAUCACAAAAAAGAAAUUUCAAUACAACCUGCAACUCAAGUGGAUCCUCAUCAUCAUUUAAUAAAUAGCAAUUAAAAUAACUAUUCUCAUCAUUUCCCUAACAAUUUAAACACUUAGAACAACUGUCAAUAAUACCAAAGUGGUUAUUCCAAUCCAGAUCAUCUAUUUCGAACUAAAUAUGACGACAUAAUUGACUAAUAUAAUUGGAAUAAAUAUGGAGUAACUCAAUAAUUACCAUCCGUUGAGCCUGAUAAAAUCAUUCAUGAUGUAACUAUGCACAUUUCCUCAUCUCUUCAAUAACAUACAUCGUUAAUUCCUACAAUUUAAGGAACACAAUAAACAAUUUAAAAAAAUGACUUCAAUUUUAAUCCUGACAUCUAUUCAACCUAUAAUAAUAAUAAUCAUUUCUAAGAUCCUAUUUUAAACAAUAAAGAUCAUUUCCCUUUAAUUUCAGAGCAUCCUAGCUUUACACAUUAUGAUCAUUUACUAGAACCACCAAGUAAAUACACCAAGAUUGACCCACCUAUUGAUCCAGUGACCCCAUUUAAUUAAUAUAAUUAAGGAAUAGGAAUUGAUCAAUAGCCCUAUCAACCGUAUUAGAAAAUAAAUUCCUAUCCUCCCAUUCAUCAUUUAAUCGAAAAGAAAUAUGAUUUUGGUCCAAUUCCUAAUAGACCAUCAGAGCAUUCCUUUACGAACUCCUAAAUUACCUAUGAUAAACCCUUCAUUCCUGAUCGCAGCUCUAUUGACACUCCAAUCACAACUAUCAAUUACAUUCAACCAAAAUAUUAAAGUUAGACACCGUAGAUGGUAAAUAAUUUACAAUUAAAUUACUAACCUUCCCAUCCUCAAAUUAUUCCUUUAUCAACAAUUCCAUAACAUUUUGACUAUUCUCCGUACAAUCCAAAACAGCAUGUAAGUCCCACUCCAAGCAGUAACAAUCUAUACACUGCACCUAAUUAUCCCAUCCCUACCAUCAAACAAAUUGAAUAGCCUAAAAUUGUAGAGUAAAAUGGGAUCAAAUUCUAAGAUGAGACCAUGGUUAUAGAUGACAAUGAUCAUAGAUAAACUAAAUCUUCUAAUAGAGACCCUGCAUUGCAAUAAUAGCAAUGUGCAAUUUAUUGA